Messenger RNA from Peromyscus californicus insignis, 8122 nucleotides. RefSeq names its product HIC ZBTB transcriptional repressor 2 (gene Hic2). Lineage: Eukaryota; Metazoa; Chordata; Mammalia; Rodentia; Cricetidae. The record is from RefSeq and is a predicted model, not a curated record. Gene Ontology annotation, cellular component: nucleus. The transcript has 3 exons. Gene Ontology annotation, biological process: regulation of transcription by RNA polymerase II. Gene Ontology annotation, molecular function: DNA-binding transcription factor activity, RNA polymerase II-specific; protein binding; RNA polymerase II cis-regulatory region sequence-specific DNA binding. The coding region runs from base 1954 to 3819 and encodes 621 amino acids.
CCUAGUCCCGAACCGAGGCGCACGCGGGACCCCGGACGGCCGGGGCUUUGUGGCCCAGGUGCCCGGCGGGUUGCGGCCAGCAUGGGACUCCGGGCACAAAGCCCCCAGGGCCGCGCCAGUCUUGGGGCGCGAGUCUGUGGUGCGGGGUCGACGGGGUAGCGGGCGCCGGCUCUUUGUGCCUUUUCAUUAGCAAUCUAAUCCGAGCGGCGUCGGGCGAGCUGUGCUGCCUGACAGGCGGGCGGACUCCCAUUAUGCAAACGGCUGUGCGCCUGCGGCUGCCCCUGGCUGGAACGUUUGACGAUUUCCAGAACUGCGCUUGUGUAUGGUCUGCUGUCCUUUCCCUCUGAGUCCCCUUCCUGGCUUGGAGACUGGCCGUGGCAGGGACACGGACGGGCUUGGAGGGCCCGGCUCCGUGGCUGGGUGGGCUUUCUGCCCUGCCCCCAGACCUUUGCUGUAGGCAGCCGCCUGGCAGGAAGAGAGAUGGGCUUGGGGGAGGGGGUCGGGUGGCAAGAGGAAGGGACUGGCCGUCUCAGGGAGUGAGCUGAGGGGCCCUAGCUUGUCAUUCUCUGUUUAUCUUCCAGAAUGGUUCGUAUGCACACAGGUCUGGGUGUGUGUGCUGGGAGAAAUGCCUCUCCCAGGGGGGCACUGACUUAACGUACUUGGAGGAUUGAGGCCAGAUAAUACUCCCAACAGCCCCACCCAGCACAGUUUUGGACUGCCUCGAGACGAGAGUCCAGUGCUGAUCUCGGCUGGCCGGAGAGAUUUAGAAGUUAUUUACUUACGUCUUCUGCCUCCCUCUUCACAGUGUCUUUUCUAGUUAUAAUUGUCAGGCGCAUUUGGAAAGCUGUGUUACAGGCCCCUCAACUCCCAAACAGCAGGAGGGGUGUAACACGGAGAGGCCACCCCCACUGACAUAUGUGGUAGUGGGGGAGGGGCGGUUCCUUGCCUAUAGGAAUCCUGUGGCUGUGGAUUGUUUCUGGGGCUUGUUAGCUAUGUCUUUUGCUCCUAGGGCAGGGAGAUCGGGCAGGUAGUGGAGGGGUUCACCUUCUAGGCUGAGCUUGGGAUUUCCCGUCUGGGACACAGGAUGGAGAGGUGGAGCCAAAUCCUAGAGGGAUGCCGAAUUUAUUAUUGCUUCUGAUUCUUCCUGGCCUUGCCUCUCCCCUGUUCUUAUCUGCCUGUAUCUGGAAUCCGUGGCUUUCAAACAGACAUUUUUAGGAUUGUAGGCUCUGUGACCACUUUGUAGUUCUGGUUCAAGGAGAAAAAGUGUGCUGGGUGGAGCAGAGCUUCUGGAGUGGUCUGAAAUAAAGCAGAUGGGCCAGCCUGGUCUCUAGAGACAAAUGUGUGGCAGCAGAGUCCUUCAGACUAGGGUUUUUGCAGGAAGUCAUGUUGCCUGCAGGUGAUCUUUCUGCCCUGUGCAGCUAAGGUUCUAAUGAAAACCUACAAGCUUUUUCCGGAAAAGCUGAGAAGAGUCUUUGCAUUUGCCUACCUGCUUGCAGUGAGUGGGGUCAGUGCUAUUUGCUCAGCUUUCUGCUUGGCUCCUGGCUUUCUACAGGGUAGGUGUAAGGUGUUGGAGAGUGCUUGUUGACCAGCUUCUGGAUGUUUGAAGCUGCUGUGUGCCCAGAAUCCCUUCCUGCUGUGUUUUCCUGCCAGUUGUUGGGACUUGUAUAUUAGUCACUGAGCUUUUAUGAGCAAUUCCUGAAAAGAAAAAUCUUCUCUGAUUGACGGCUUCACAUAGAGGAAAAAGCAGCUCGAGGGAGCCCUGCCUUGACUUAAAGGAGAGCCAAAGUGAUUUGCUGUAAUUGCUGGAAGGAGGAGAUGAGGUGCAGGCGGACAGAGGUGAUGUAUUCCAUUCUGCUACGGAGUGCCUGCUCUGAGGACAGGUAACCAGGCUUUGAUGCUCCCUCAGGAAGUCUGCGUACUCAAGGAGGCCACCCCCCGCCGGCUGCUGCUCACAUGGUUUCUGGGCCCCUGGCACUCCGGUGGUGCCCGUGGGCAGGGCGCAGGGACAUGGGGCCAGACAUGGAACUGCCCAGCCAUUCAAAACAGCUCCUGCUGCAGCUGAACCAGCAGAGGACCAAGGGCUUCCUGUGUGAUGUCAUCAUCAUGGUGGAGAAUUCUAUCUUCCGGGCCCAUAAGAACGUCCUGGCUGCUAGCAGCAUCUACUUCAAGUCCCUGGUCCUGCAUGAUAACCUCAUCAACCUAGAUACAGACAUGGUCAGUUCCACCGUGUUCCAGCAGAUACUGGACUUCAUCUACACGGGCAAGCUGCUGCCCAGUGACCAGCCAUCUGAGCCCAACUUCAGCACUCUCCUCACUGCCGCCAGCUACCUCCAGCUGCCUGAGUUGGCAGCCCUCUGCCGCCGCAAACUGAAGCGAGCUGGCAAGCCCUUUGGCCCUGGACGAGUAGGUGCUGCUGGCGUGGGGCGACCAACCCGUAGUCAGCGGCUGUCCACAGCCUCUGUCAUCCAGGCUCGGUAUCCAGGACUUGUAGAUGGGCGCAAAGGACACCCCGUUCCCCAAGAGCUCCCUCAGGCCAAAGGAUCAGAUGAUGAGCUUUUUCUGGGCAGCUCCACCCAGGAAAGCACACAUGGCCUGGGCCUGGGGGGCUGCCCAGCUGGUGGGGAGGUGGGCCUGGGGGGUUGUAGCAACAGCACCAACGGGAGCAGUGGGGGCUGUGAGCAGGAGCUGGGUCUGGACCUGUCCAAGAAGAGCCCUCCCCUGCCUCCUACAGCCCCUGGCCCCCACCUCACUCCUGAAGACCCAGCCCAGCUGAGCGACAGCCAGCGCGACUCACCUGCACCCACUUCAACCUCCGCCCUGCCUGUUGGCAACAGUGCCUCAUACGCUGAGCUGGGGCCCACUCCUGAGGAGCCCAUGGAUCUGGAAGGGGCCGAGGACAACCAUGUGAGUCUGCUGGAAGGGCAGGGCGGGCAGCCUCGCAAGAGCCUCCGGCAUUCAGCCCGCAAAAAGGAUUGGAACAAAAAGGAACCUGUGGCUGGGUCCCCCUUUGAUCGGAGAGAAACGGCGGCGACUAAGGGUCCCAACCCAGGGGAAGAAGGGGAGGGGCUUGGGGACAGGGUUCCCAAUGGCAUUCUGGCCAGCAGUGUUGGUGGGAGUGGCCCCAGUGGGUCAUAUGGGGAGCCGCCGUACCCCUGCAAGGAGGAGGAGGAGAACGGCAAGGAUGGGAGCGAGGACAGUGGGCAGAGUGGGAGCGAGGGGGGCAGUGGGCACGCUGGUGCCCAGUACGUGUACCGGCAGGAAGGCUAUGAGACGGUGUCCUACGGUGACAACCUCUACGUGUGCAUCCCUUGUGCCAAGGGCUUCCCCAGCUCUGAGCAGCUCAAUGCUCAUGUGGAGACACACACAGAGGAGGAGUUAUUCAUCAAGGAAGAGGGGGCUUAUGAGACCGGCAGUGGGGGUGCAGAGGAGGAGGCUGAGGACCUGUCAACACCUAGUGCCGCCUAUGCAGCCGAGCCUCGUCCUUUCAAGUGCUCAGUCUGUGAGAAGACCUACAAGGACCCGGCCACACUUCGGCAACACGAGAAGACACACUGGUUGACCCGGCCCUUCCCCUGCAACAUUUGUGGCAAGAUGUUCACACAGCGAGGCACUAUGACGCGCCACAUGCGGAGCCACCUGGGCCUGAAGCCCUUUGCCUGCGACGAGUGUGGCAUGCGCUUCACCCGCCAGUACCGCCUCACAGAGCACAUGCGUGUACACUCAGGUGAGAAGCCCUAUGAGUGCCAGCUCUGUGGGGGCAAGUUCACCCAGCAGCGCAACCUCAUCAGCCACCUGCGCAUGCACACUUCCCCUUCCUAGAAGCCAAAGACCCGAGGGAGCCCUCUGCAGACUUGCCACUUGGGAGCCCACGGAAGGAGGAUGAGGAAGUACGGAAGGAGGAUGAGGAAGUACGGUGGGAGGGCUGAGCCCCGAAGUCUGCACGAGGCUCCCGGCAGCUCCUCUGGCCCCGCCUCCCCAUACCCAGAGCUUUAAUCAACAGUGUACCAAGGGAAGCCAGGAGAAGAGCUGCCCGGGCCAGCCCUGCGCGUGUGGUGCUGGUGACUAUUCUACCUCCCGUCCCAGUUGGCUCCCAGCUCCCUGAAGGGGCUGCUGAAGAGCCGGUGGGAGUCCAUCAUGUGGGUGUCAGUGGGACUUGGUCCCUUACCUGCAGUCUGGGCUAGAGGAGGCACAGGGCUUCCCCUCCCUGGCCAAGAGUGGUGCCUGGAGCAGGCCCUCGGCUGUCAGGGCCUCGACUGUGUGUGUGCGCGCGCGUGUGUCUUUGCGGUGCAGUGUGACUCUACUGUUGGGAAGCUGGUGUUGGGUGGCAGUUCCUUUCUCUCUGAGCUCGCACUGGGACAGUCAGGGUGACCCCACUGCCUACCUCUCUACAACUAAAGAGCCCUCUGGGCCUGUGUUACUGUUAUUCCUACUGAGCUGUUCCUAUUUCUUUUUUACAGUUUAAAAAAAUUUUUUUAAAACCAAAAUGAACAAUAUUUUCCUCCUGCCUCUUUGGGGAUGAGCCUGGGUUUGCAGACUGAAUGUAACUGGGGCAGCUGCUCCUCCCUGUCAUUUCCCCUGGUCCUGGUGCUGUGGGCAUAGUUGAACUUGCCUCUCCAAGGCCCCAGAAGCCCUUCUUGCCCAAAGGCUUCCCUGAUCCCGAGCCCUGCCUGCCUGGGCUUCCUCAGGAGAACAUGCUUUUCCCAUAAUUUCCAAGGAAUGUCACUAGUUAGAGGUACUUACUUUUAUUGGGAACCCCCACACACACCAUACGUUUUUUGAGAUGUUGGAACUUAAAGAUCGGAAGUUUCAGAGGGGGAGGGGGAGGCUAGACUUGGUGCCAGGGCCAUUGGCACUCUUGUUCGUGUGUGUGUGUGUGUGUGUGUGUGUGUGUGUGUGUGUGUGUGUGAGAGAGAGAGAGAGAGAGAGAGAGAGAGAGAGAGAGAGAGUGUAUGUGUGUUGCUUAUGCACAGAUGCUUUGCUUCCUUGCUCACGGAACAAGGUGGAGAGCCUUCUGACCUUUUGCUACCUCUUGAAUUCAAUACCACAGUACAGUUGAGGCUAUAGUUGUUUCCUAUAGUGGGAGUAUGCUGGGUUGGGCUGGCCCGAGCCCUUUGUGGGCCUCAGUGUUCUCUGAAGGGAUGAUUGCUGCUCAGGGGAUGCUGUUUGUGGGGCAGGUGCUGGGCACCUGAGUAACAGAAGCCAUGAGGAGGGAGCAGCUCCCUGCAUGGGCCAGGGUGAGGUGGAAGUGAGCCCAUCCGGUCUCCUCCUGAGCUCUUGUGUGUCUAAGAACCUACUGAAGAGCCAGAGGUACAGGUUGGCCUCCACCUCCAUCCAGACUUAGCAAAUAUAGGGGUGGGUGUGUCAGCCAGCUUCAGAUGCUUCCAUGGGCUCCAGGAAGGGGCAAAGCCAGACCAAGAUUGUCUGUGCUCUGCCCCAGAUGAGCCACAGAUCUGGGCCCGUAGGCCUUAUCAUGUUGCUUGAUAGCUUUUCAUGUUCCUUUUGAUUUUUUACUAAAGACCAAAAAAUUCCAGAGUCAUCCCCUGCUCCCACCUCUCCAUAGACCCUCUAGCCUGAGUUCAGGGACCCUGUGAGUGGCAGGUGGGAGUGAGGGCACCUGGCCAGGCUCCCGUGGUGCCCUUGCUCUGAGCCAGUACUUUACCCUUUGCCUGUAAUCUCUUUUCAGUUCUUGCAAGUCAGACUGAGCAGCUGAGUGAAGACCCAUUCCACCCAGGGAAGAAGCAGGGCGUGCUAGCCUCUGCUCUCCACCCCACCCCACCCCACCUCACCCCACCCCACCCCACCCCACCCCACCAGCACUUAAGCCACAGGACACAAAGUCUGUACAGCGUGGGGACCCCGUGUGGCCUCCCAGGCUGUGGGCAGCCUCAUCUGUUGUGCAGAAAUUCAGGGACUGGGAGCAGAGCCCCUCAGCACGUCUUGUGCGACAGAGUAUUGUAGCCACCUUAGUAUUGUACCAAGCUUUUCUGUAUUUUAAUGAGAAAGCAAAACACUAGUUUCCUAUUUAAGAUUUUAAGGGUCGUUGGGCUGGGCGGGAUCGACACUUGGUUUGUUUUCUUUUUUCUUUGUUUUCAUUGGUGCAUGCUUACGACUGUCCGUGUGCGCGUCUGUGUGUGUGUGUGUGUGUGUGAUGUCAAGAGCCUCAAGGAAAUCAGGCCAUAGGAGGCCAAGGUGGCUGACAGUUCUCUUUUAGUCAUUUAAUUCCUGAAUGUUUUGGAGGAACAGGAAACAGAAAAUAGCAGAUGUCAUGUAGGAAAAAAAGAUAAAAAAAAAAUCAAAAGAAAAAAAAAAAGCUCAUACCCAAAUUCACAAAACCUAUUUUUUAAACCAAAGCACAUUUUGAAUGAGUAUGGAACCUCAGUGGGCUCAGAAAAAAAGAUACUAAUAUAUUUAUCUCAUUGUUUACAUAAACUUUUACAGUUUCAGACCUCAGCAGCUAUAAGGCCAGUCCCAGGGAACUCUCCCCUCCCUCCUGGGUCUUUCUAAGCUUCUAAGUCGACCCUUGAGCAGCUUAAGGGCAGAGGCAGCCCUGGGUGCUGGGUGAGAACUAGAAGCCCUCCCUUUAGCUUCACCUGAGCCCUAGUCCCCACUUUUGGGGCCUCUUCAAGCUCAGCUGCCACCAAAGAGCAUGCACCAAGCUGACCAGCCCCCAGGCCUCCUGGCUGGACCCAAGGGGUGGAUGUCAGCCCUGCCCGUGAGCCUUGUGUUACUGUGAGAGUCACUCAAGCCAAAAAGCAGGGAGCUUUAGGAAGCUCAGCCGACUCCAUCAUGUGCACACCCCACCCCGGGCAGCAGAAGGGUCUGGCUUGAGUCUGGUCCUCACCAACAGAUGGUGCGAACACUCUCAACAGUGUUGUUUUGUAUCAAUGUUUGUGCAGUGAUGAAUGUAUUUAUUUCUCAGACUUAGGGCAAGCUGGUGGAAGCAGGCCCGGCUCUGCCAGUGCCCACUCCCACUGGACCGAGCUACUGCAAGGGCUCUUCCAAGAUUGCAAAAAGGAAAAGAUGAACUUGUGAACACUUAAGAAUCUCAGACUUGCAGUAUAGCCAUACACCUCAGCCUGUGACCCCUGACCUCACAUGGCCCAGGAAGUGUGUUUCCGUCCAUCAGCACUGAGGGGACCCAGAUCCCCACAUGCUUCCCACACUGUCAGUAUUCACUGGACCUAAGGGUCCUUGUGCAGGAGUACGAUCUGCUGAGCUGUCAGCAGGCAGAGCCUUCCUGAGGAGGGGGAAUCCUGGGCAGCCAGGAGGGCAGGGCUCAGGGGGUAAGUGCUAGGAACAGAGGCAGAAGCCAAGCGGCUGGGCCUGAAAGAAUGGACAGGCCCCAAGCCUUGCUGUGCUUCACCAAAGGGACCAAGGUCUUCCUUUCCCCAGUCACUAUGGGGCCAAUGUUACUGAACCUAUGAAAUGGAUGCCAGGAAUGAGGGAUAGAGAGGGACCCGACCUCAGUCUGACAUUCCAACCCGGGAAGGGUGGAAGCUGUGGAAACGUGCUGCCCUGGACCCCCUUCCUAGGAUGCCUGCAGCUUCAGUCACCUUACUUUAACUUUCUACCAGGGACCCCUCCCCCUACCUCACCUUGCUAUUUAUUGCUGUAAUUUAUUGACCUCAAAAAUGCUGCAUAACAGACCUCACUUGGGUCAGGGAGAGUUCCCAGGGUCCUCCCCUCCAUUUGGUGGGGCCCCAUGGGGCCAGGUGCUUAAGGAACCUCCCUGUACCUAACCCAUCACUUGUUUCCUCCAGGGGCCCCAGUCUGGGCUCCAUCCAUCCCAUUUGCAAAUACCUCAGGAGGGAUGGGGUAUAUCUGUUUCGUUUAAUUGGAACUGGAAGAGGGAUCACAUCCUCUGUACCCUUCCCGGAGCAGGGGAGGGGUGCGGGGGUCGUACUCCUGUACUGGUCACCGCUGUUGCCACUCAUCACAUUGAGUUUACUUCCCUAGAGUCUGGAUGGAUGCAUUCAGGUCAGAGCUGCAGCUGUGCAGCCCUCCAAUGUCAGAGUGAUUUAUCCAUGACUGAUCUCUCCAUUCAAAAGUGUGCAGUCUUAAUGUACAGUGAUGAGAAACUGUUAUUUUAUGAUCUUUUCAUUAAAAGCUUGAUUGAAAACUG